CGGACCGGCCAGGCGGCCCGCCGAAGUUCAUCCGGUAGCGGGUACCGGCGGGACGUGUAGCGCGAUGCACGAACUAUUGAUGUAGGCGACACGGAACAUCCGUCGUAUCUGUCUAUGCGCGCCAUACACAAGGUCUACCGACCUUUGUACUUUCGGGUCUAGCGGAGCUUUUUCUCGGCUUUCGACGUUUUUUCGCUUGUUGUGUUUUGGGCGCGAGAUUUUUGUAUACGCACGCAGGCGAAACAGUGUUCCGGCUCUACCGGACGAUAGGCUUUUUUCCCUCCCUCGCGCCACGACCACCCUUCCCUGCUGUAUACGUCACCUUGUCUAUGCUCCCCCGCCGAAAACCUGAUAACGCGAGCCUUUGUCCUUAAAGGUCCAUUGUUUCGUCCUCGCAGAAUCAUCUUCCGCGCUUUGUGUGUAUCUCCUUAGUUCUUUGCCAAGCCACACAAAACUUUUCGAAAAUUUUAUUGUUUUUGGUCUGUCGCGCCAACUCGUUAUUUAAAUUUAUGUUUUACUUGAGACGUUCGACGAAUCGUUUUUUUACAUUUUUUCGCGCAAGUAUCAGUGCGUAAACGUAUUAGCUUUUGUCAACAUCUUUCUGGAAUCUAGGUUUAAGUUGACACAUACAUCCAAAAUUGUCAUAUAUUUUCUACUAAGGAAUAACAUCAACAUUAUAUAAAAUGGUAUCUACCAGGCAACAAAGUAGUAGUAGUUCUGGUUCUUCAACCAAAGUGGUUGUUAUAACAAAACCUGAGAAAAAUUUCAGUGUAGUUAAUUUAGGCCAAAGUAGUUCCAGCCAUAUUAAUUUGCUAGACCUUCCAUAUGAAAUUCUUGAGAAGAUCUUAUCAUAUACUAAUUUCAAACAUAUAUCCCAACUAAGAUCGGUUUCUCGGCAUUUCAAUGUGGUGUGUAGUACUAUGUUAAAUUCUACUUUUCAACGUUUGCAAAACCAAAUGUUAAAUCGCUUUCAAGUUAUUAAAACAAAAAUGCCCAGACGAGAAUCUGCUAGGCGACAACAUCCACUUGCAUGUGAAUCUGAUAUUGUUGAAACACUUCACAUGAGAUUAUUAUUAUUGCGUAUGGCAUUUGGUAAACAUAUUGAAAGAAAACAUAUAUGUUUUUUUGCUGGAGAGAUUUUAGAUGAAGUGUACAAAAUAUUACAUUAUAUUAAAGUUACUUCAAAGUUGGCAAGGCCAUAUAAAGUGACCGAUGAACUAUUUGACUUGUCCACAAUGGCCAUGGAAUAUUUUAGGGAAAAAAUUGAACCAACUCUUCCAGAAAUUAGACUUUUUGCUAAUGAUUAUCAUGAAUUUCCAUCACCUUUAGGUCCACCUAAUACUAGAACUAUUACCAGUAUGUGUCUGAGAAAACGUAGUUUAAUGAUACGUGAAGGUUCGGUUUCAAGUUUAGAAGGUAAAAGAUCUUCAUCAGAAAGUCCUCAAUGUGGUUCUAUGUUACGAAAGAGUGUAUGUAAAAUUAAACAAGGAAUAAAAACGUCUCAAAGUUGUCAUUUGGAACGAGAUUUCUUAGAUUUACGGAAACAAUUGCGCAAAACAUCAACUCAAGUAGGCAACGUGCAGCGUGAGUUAAAACAAUGCAAAUCACAAAUGGCUGAACAACAUAAAACAUUGGUAGAAUAUUCGAAUAGGAUGGAUGAAUAUGAUAAGAAGAAUGAAGAAACAAAUCGAAAAUUCAGCACAUUGUUACAAGAACUUAAUAAAUGCAAGACAGAAAUUCAAUAUUUACAAUCGGCUUCUUCAUCGUCUACACUUUCAGUUUGCUCAUCCUGUAGUACUACUGCAAGUGAUCUAUCUUUAGCUAUGGGACCACCUGCUUUAAAUUCUACUACCAAUGCUGUACGAACUAGACUACAUAGUCAAGGUGACCAAAUUCCAGAAAAUACUAACAAGGAUUCUAUGGAACAGAGUGAACCAGUAGUAUUCGAAGAAGUAAAGAGUUCUGACGAACAGGAACCAUCCACUAGUACUGGUGUUAAACGUAAAUUAGAAUUGGCUAUUCCUAAAGCUGCUAAACGUGUCAGGGCUGUAGCUAAAAAAGUACGCAGCAUUAAUAACGUUAACUAGACAAUAAUUAAAUUAUAAUGAAAAUAAUAAUAAUUUUUUAUCGAAACGAAUCUACCUCUCACAUUCAUAUAGACUUAAAUUGAAUUUGAAGCAUAAAUUUUAGAUACAAAUUAAUAUUUAGUUAAAAGUCUUAUCAAUCACAAUUUAAGUAUAAUUAUCUUUUCCAUAUAUAAAUAUAAUAUAGUUUAAAUGUAUAAUAAUUAAUAUAUUCUACGAUAUCCUGUUAAAUAUAUAUACAUAUGUAUUUACAUAUAUAAAUAUAUAUAUUUAGAUAAUAUAUAUAUAUAUGCAUUUAUAUGUGUAUAUAUAUAUUAUUGAUUGGGUUGUUUUUGAAUUUUUACCUUGAUGUCUUCCAAUCAAUAAAUAAUAUUUAGUUCUACAUUGUGUGCGUGAUUAGGGAAGUUUCGAGUAACAUUUUCUAUUAUCACAUUUUUAUUUGAUUUAACAAUAACAAAACAACUUAAGUUUAUAUUUUUGCUUAAUAGUGUGCAUUUUAAUUUAAAUAUCAAGAAAUAACUUUUUGAUGAUUAGAUUUAUUUUUUAAUAUUUAUGUUCUAGUUCUCAAUAUUACGUCUAGUGUUCUAUAGAUACUACUAAGGUAUCUUACAAAUUUUUAUCUUUUUAGUAAUUAUUCAUGAAAUGUAACUUAAUUCUAAUGAAUAAUAUGUUCAAUUCAUUUUUAUCAAUUUUAGACAAAAUUUGUAUGUAUAUAUUAUAUUAUAAUUCAUUUUAUUUGUAUGUGACCAAAUCAGAUAACUAUUAUAUUAAUGCGUUUGUAUUAUACAACGUUUAAAACAAAUGGUCAUGCAUUAUUUAAUAAAUUUGGCAAUAAAAUGUAUUGUAUAAAUUGCCAUCUAGAUAAUAAUGGUAAUUUGUAACAUUUGUACCAAUAAGUUCAAGACUGUCCGUUUUUAUUAUUAUUAUUAUUAUUAUUAUUAUUAAUUAUUAUUAUUGAAAAAAUACCUAUAACAUCAGUCACAGUCUCGGUAAUUAUUUUCCAACAAAUCAUGAUGUUAUGAAAUAAUAACUAUUUGACUACAUUGGUAUUAUACUUAAAAUGUUAAAUUAAUUUAUAUUCUGUUUUAUUAAGAUAAUGCAAUUGACAAUUGGUCUUUACACUUGUAUUCAUAUUUAAUACUUAAUAGUAAAUAUUAUGUUUUUAUGCUGGUCUUAAAAAAUAUAUUGUUUACUAUUUCGGUGUAUCCUGAAUUGAAAGAUAAAAUUAAAAUAAACUAAAUGAAACUUUGA
Rhopalosiphum padi (bird cherry-oat aphid) is the source of this 3335-nucleotide messenger RNA. Its product is annotated as F-box only protein 28-like. Gene Ontology annotation, biological process: positive regulation of DNA-templated transcription. Gene Ontology annotation, molecular function: transcription coactivator activity; protein binding. NCBI's taxonomy places the organism in Eukaryota, Metazoa, Arthropoda, Insecta, Hemiptera, Aphididae. The transcript is spliced from 8 exons. The record is from RefSeq and is a predicted model, not a curated record. Gene Ontology annotation, cellular component: nucleus. The coding region runs from base 684 to 2087 and encodes 467 amino acids.